GGUUAACAACUUACAAAAUUAAAAUCAUCAACCAUUAUAAAAAAACCACAGCAGAUAAAAAAUGACUAAUUCUUAUAAUAAUUGUAUAGAAUAAUUUUAAUUAUUGAAUUAUUUGAUUGCGCUAAUUACUAAGAAUUGUAAAGUUUUCAUUGUUUUGCGUUUGUGUAUGUGGCUGUGUGUAUGUGUGUUUGUGUAUGUAUGUAUGUUUGUAUGUGUAGCUGCCAAUAUUUGGAUAAUUCUUUUGUUCUUGUCGUAGAUCAUGAAUUAACUUGUUCUCUUUGCUAUCGUCCUUCCUCCUGCUUUUCCCCCUCCUUCCCCCACCCCCAGCAAAAUAAUGUUUGUUUUGCAAAUUGGAAGUCUUUCACAAACUGAUAGUUGCAACACAAAUCUCAGUGACCCCAACACUGUGGACAAAGCUGUGUUGCUCCAGUACAGCGUAAACAAUGGGAUUACAUGGCAAGUCAUUGCACAACACCAGCCAAAAGACUUUAUACAAGCACAAAGAGUGUCUUACAAUGUGCCACUGGAGGCACGAAUGAAGGGCGUGUUACUUCGCUGGUGGCAAUCCCGCCACUGUGGCUCAGGCCACGAUCAAUGGGCUCUGGACCACGUAGAAGUUGUUCACACUCGCAAACAAAAUUACAUGAUGAAUUUUUCACGGCAACACGGGCUCAGGCAUUUCUACAACAGAAGACGAAGGUCACUUCUUAGGCGAUCCCCGUGAAGAAAAAGACAUUCCUUUC
Thamnophis sirtalis is the source of this 743-nucleotide messenger RNA. The record is from RefSeq and is a predicted model, not a curated record. Lineage: Eukaryota; Metazoa; Chordata; Lepidosauria; Squamata; Natricidae.